CUGCCUCCGAUCACCAAAAUAAUUAAUCUUUCGCUUGAUUCUGGUUAUUUUCCGCGCACCUGGAAGUGUACUCUGGUGCGGCCGCUGCUGAAAAAGGAUGGAUUACCCCCUGUCUUUAAGAACUUCAGGCCAGUGAGUAAUUUGGCAUUUAUCUCAAAGCUUGUUGAGACUGUGGUUGCCAAGCAACUACAACAUUAUUUAAAUUGUAACAAUCUGUUCCCAGUGUUCUAAUCAAGUUAUCGACAAAACCACAGCACAGAAACUGCACUGCUUAAGGUUAUGAAUGACUUUCUCUUGAACAUGAACAAUCGGUGUGUUACUUUGCUAAUUCUGCUCGACUUGAGUGCUGCCUUUGAUACAGUCAAUCACGACACCAUACUACGUCGACUUGAAUACUCAUUUGGUAUGCAGGGAAAAGCCUUCUCCUGGUUUGCAUCCUAUUUGUCUGGAAGAACCCAGCGGAUAAUGAUCAAAUAGUUACUAUCUAAACUUUUUAAAUUAGAAUGCAGCGUAACUCAAGAUUCCUGUCUUGGUCCGUUAUUGUUCACGCUGUGCACGAGUGAGCUUUUUGAGAUAAUUCAAUAUCACCUGCCCAUGAUUCAUUGUUACGCUGAUGAUUCACAAGUUUACAUCUCAUUUAGUCCGAACGACAGAGCUGAACAACUUGCUGUGGUGAGGAAUAUGGAAGACUGCAUCAGAGACAUUCGUUUUUGGAUGUUG
Molecule: messenger RNA, 720 nt
Organism: Porites evermanni
Lineage: Eukaryota; Metazoa; Cnidaria; Anthozoa; Scleractinia; Poritidae
Source: the annotation of a GenBank genome assembly